AUGUCCAAUCCAUCUGAUCUUCCAACCACAUCUGGUCAAGCUGCACUGCAGUUCGACUUUCACAGUAUGUUCAGUUCUGUGAAGGAGGGCUGGUUGGAGAAGCGUUGUGUUGAGUUUUCAUGUUACAUUGAUCCAGAGCUGUUCAUCAUGGACAGGCAUCAGCAUAAAUCCACAGCCUCUCAAAAAUCUAGACCAGUCGAAGUCAGCACCAUGUUCCAACAUCUUUCCAGAGGAGGUCAAUGCAGCAAAACAGUGGUGACCAAAGGCGAAGCUGGCAUUGGCAAGUCCUUCCUUGUGGAGAGGUUUAUGCUGGACUGGGCCGAAGGUCGAGCAGGUCAAGAAUUUCAUCUGGUUUUUCCUUUUGAUGCUCGCCAGCUGGGUUUAUGUAGAGGAAAGAGUUUCAGGCUAGCAGAGCUAAUUCACACGUGUGUUCCAGAAAUGGCAUCUAUUACAGAGGAAAUGUUUAAUGAAAUCUUUACAGACCUACAAGACGUCCAACACACUAUUGAUGAAAGAAAGAAAUUUAAGCUUCUGUUUGUUAUCGAUGGUCUGGAUCAGAAUCUCCUUGAACUUGAUUUUACCGGCCGAACACGAAAGCCGGAUAUCCGAAAGUCAACCAGAGUAGAAGUGCUUCUGACUAAUCUCAUCAUGAAGAAACUGCUUCCUUCUGCUUGUCUCUGGAUUACCACACAAUCUGCAGCAGCCAAUCACAUCCCUGCUAAGUGUGUUGACAUGGUAACGGAGCUCAGAGGGUUCACUAACCUGAAGAGAGACAAGUUCUUUAGGAAGAGAUUCACAGAUGAAGAGAAGGCCAACAGGAUCAUCUCCCACAUAAACACAUCACAAGGCCUCCAUAUCCUGUGCUACACCCCAGUCUUCUCCUGGAUCACUGCUACGGUUCUGGAGGAGUUCUUGGAGGCCAGAGAGGGAGAAGAGCUGCCAAACACCCUGACAGAGAUGUACGCAGAGUUUCUGAUGGCUCAGAUCAACCACACAGAGAAGAAGUAUGCUCCGGAAAAGUGCAUCAAAUCUUUGGCCAAACUAGCCUUUCAGAACAUCCUGAAAGAUCAAACAGUGUUCACCGAGGAAGACUUAAGGAGAUGUGGCCUUACGGGUGGAACUGCAUUGUUCUAUUCCAGGUUGUUUAAAAAGAUCUUUAAGGUGUUUCCUGGAAAGAAGUCAGAGGAGGAACAGAUGUUCUGCUUUGCUCAUUCCAGCAUUCAGAAGUUUCUUGCUGCUGUUCAUGUGAUUAUUUCACUGAUCACCUACAACAGAAAUGUUAUGCAUGUGUCAUGGUUUAACACUGAUGAUUGGCCCCAAUUAUUCAGCAGAAUAUCUGCAACAAAGGUUCACAGGAGGGCGUUGAAAAGAGCCCUGAAAAGCCCAAAUGGAAAGCUAAACCUGGUCCUACGGUUCAUCAUGGGUCUUUCUCUGCAAACAACCCAGGUCCGUAUGGCUGGCCUGCUGACACCAACAGGAAAUGUCACAUGGUCUAACAACGAAACAAGUAAAUACAUCAAGAGGAAAAUCAGACGGAGUAAAUCACCAGAAAAAAUGAUAACCAUGCUGCACUGUCUGAAUGAGCUGAAGGAUGAUUCUAUCGGGGAGGAGAUAGAAUACGUCCUGAGAUCAGGAAGUCUACUCACAGACAGCCAAUGGUCCGCCCUGAACUUCAUCCUACUGUCCUCAGAAAACCACCCAAUUGAGUUUGACCUGAAGAAGUACUCUGCUUCAGACAGGGUUCUGCUGCAGCUCCUGCCUGUUCUGAAGGCCUCCAGCAAAGCACUGUUAAAAAGCUGUAAAUUAUCAGAAGCAUCCCUGGAAGUUCUCUCUCAGGUUCUCAGCUCUAAUUGCUCCAGUCUGAGAGAACUGGACCUGAGUUACAACGACCUGCAGGAUUCAGGAGUGAAGCUGCUCUCUGUUGGACUGCAGAGUCCAGACUGUAAACUGGAAACUCUCAGGAUGUCUCGCUGUUUGAUCGCAGAGGCUGGUUGUAAUUUUCUGGCUUUGGCUCUAAAAUCCAACCCAUGCCAUCUGAAAGAACUUGACCUGAGCUACAACAACCCAGGAGAGUCAGGAAAAAAGGAGUUAACAGCUGGACUGGAGGAUCCCCUCUGGACUCUAGAGACGCUUAGGUUGGACAACUGUGGAGAGCAUAAGCUGCAAUCUGGAGUCAGGAAAUACACCUGUGAACUUGAAAUGGACCCAAACACAGCAAACACAUUCCUCAUGUUGUCCCAAAGCAACAGGAGGGUGGUGUGUUCGAGGAAACGUGUAUAUCCAGAUCAUAAAGAAAGAUUUAACUUCUGGCAUCAGGUGCUAUGCAAAGACGCUCUGCCUAGCCACUGUUACUGGGAGGUGGAAUGGGAAGGACAGGUUGAUAUAGCAGUAAGUUACAAAGGAAUCAGCAGAAAGGGAGACGGAAGAGACUCCCUAUUUGGAGCAAACGAUAAGUCCUGGACUCUGACCUGCCUCCUCAACCGCUUUGCUGUCUUUCAUGACGGAAAGCUUAAAGAACUUUCCCCGCCCCCGGGCGCCUUCAACAGAGUCGCAGUGUUUGUGGACUGUCCUGCUGGCAUUCUGUCCUUCUAUGUGGUUUCCUCUGACAUGCUCAUCCACCUCCACACAUUCAGCACCACAUUCUCCGAACCUCUGUAUGCCGGAUUUGGAUGUGAUCGGGAUAAGGGGCUGAUGAACUUCUUAUAUAUGAGGUCGUCACUGUCUGUGUGCACGCCGUCCAAAGACGAGUCGGCGGCACCUGCUACAAAAUAA
Messenger RNA from Cyprinodon variegatus (sheepshead minnow), 2772 nucleotides. RefSeq names its product protein NLRC3-like. The record is from RefSeq and is a predicted model, not a curated record. Gene Ontology annotation, molecular function: protein binding. The transcript is spliced from 5 exons. NCBI's taxonomy places the organism in Eukaryota, Metazoa, Chordata, Actinopteri, Cyprinodontiformes, Cyprinodontidae. Bases 1 to 2772 code for a protein of 923 amino acids.